Ipomoea triloba (trilobed morning glory) is the source of this 462-nucleotide messenger RNA. Its product is annotated as E3 ubiquitin-protein ligase MARCH8-like. Gene Ontology annotation, biological process: protein ubiquitination. The record is from RefSeq and is a predicted model, not a curated record. Bases 1 to 462 code for a protein of 153 amino acids. Gene Ontology annotation, molecular function: zinc ion binding; ubiquitin-protein transferase activity. Lineage: Eukaryota; Viridiplantae; Streptophyta; Magnoliopsida; Solanales; Convolvulaceae. Gene Ontology annotation, cellular component: membrane. The transcript is spliced from 5 exons.
AUGUCUUCAAGCAAGAUGGUAGAGUGCAGGAUAUGCCAUGAUGAAGAUUUGGAUUCAACUAUGGAGACUCCUUGCUCUUGCCGUGGUACCUUGAAGUAUGCACAUAGGCGAUGUGUGCAAAGGUGGUGCCAUGCAAAGGGUGACACUGUAUGUGAGAUUUGCCACCAGCCUUUCAAGCCUGACUAUAAAGCACCUCCUCGUAUUCAUUGCUAUGGGACCUUAAGGAGAAGUGCGUUCUACCAGAGAAGGCGACCCGACAGUGUCGCCAUCUCCGUCGAACGGAGAUGGAGACCAUUUUUUAUCUCCAUCUCUGUCGAACUGGAGAUGGAGGCCAUUUUGGUCUCUAUCUCCGUCGAACUGGAGAUGGAGACAAAACUGGUCUCCAACUCCGUUCAACUGGAGAUGGAGACCAUUUUUGGUCUUCAUCUCCAGUUCGACGGAGAUGGCAACACUGCCGGUUAA